AUGAUAUACCCUGGUGAUACAGCAGUGCAGGGAACUGAAGCCCAGCAGGGGCAGAGUAAUAUGGGUCGGCACGAGAGUCAGAGUGGUGCUACUUCUUCUGCAGCAGGAUCAUCCAGUAGCAGGGCACCGUCAUCUUCUAGAGGUAGGGGUGGCAGGAAUUCAAGGGGGGAAGUCUUAUAUCCAGAUCGGGUGUAUAGAGAAUGUUAUGUCCAAGUAGGCGAUGCAUGGUUGGAAGCCAAUUUGAUUCCGUUAGAAUUGGUGGAUUUGGAAAUUAUUUUGGGGAUGGAUUGGCUGGAGAAGCAUCGUGCAUCAGUGGAUUGUUUUUGGAAGGAAGUAACACUUCGGAGUCCAGGACAACCCAAAGUCAUCUUCCGGGGAGAACAUAGAGUCCUCCCUACCUGUCUUAUCUCUGCUAUUACAGCUAAGAAGUUACUCAAGAAAGGGUGUGAAGGAUAUUUGGCUCAUAUCAUCGACACUCGAGAGAUCACCCUGAAUCUGGAAGAUAUCCCCGUCGUUAGCGAGUUCCCAGAUGUCUUUCCAGAUGACCUCCUGAAAGGGAAAUUGAUACGUAACCGGUAUCCUUUGCCUCAGAUUGAUGAUUUGUUCGAUCAGUUGAAGGAUGCCAAGUACUUCUCUAAGAUUGAUCUGAGAUCAGGGUACCAUCAGUUGAGGAUUAGAGAAGAGGAUGUUCCCAAGACCGCAUUAAGACAUUAUGAAUUUCUUGUGAUGCCUUUUGGACUGAGAAAUGCUCCAGCAGCGUUUAUGGAUCUCAUGAACAGAGUGUUCCGACCAUACUUGGAUCACUUUGUGAUUGUGUUCAUAGACGAUAUCUUGGUUUCCUCCAAGACUUUGGAAGGGCAUAAGAAUCAUCUAAGGUUGGUAUCGAGGACUUUGAGGAGGAAGCAGCUUUAUGCCAAAUUCAGCAAGUGGUUAGCAGACUACUAUCGUCGAUUUGUUGAAGGGUUCUCUUCGAUAGCAGUGCCUCUCACGCGGUUGACAAGGAAAGAUGUUACAUUUGAGUGGACGGAGGAGUGCGAACAGGGUUUUCAGGAGCUGAAGAAGCGUGAUGCAUCUUUGCAAGGUUUGGGAUGUGUUCUGAUGCAACAUGAUCAGGUGAUUGCUUAUGCCUCGAGGCAACUCAAGAAGCAUGAGCAGAAUUAUCCGGUCCAUGAUUUGGAACUUGCUGCAGUGGUGUUUGCUUUAAAGAUUUGGCGGCAUUACUUGUAUGGUGAGACGUGUCAGAUUUUCACUGAUCAUAAUAGCCUCAAGUACUUGUUCACUCAGAGGGAACUGAAUAUGAGACAUCCAACGCCGCUGUCUACUCCUACUCCUGUGAUGUGCCUUAUAUGA
Messenger RNA from Prunus armeniaca (apricot), 1350 nucleotides. The record is from the annotation of a GenBank genome assembly. NCBI's taxonomy places the organism in Eukaryota, Viridiplantae, Streptophyta, Magnoliopsida, Rosales, Rosaceae.